AUGAAUACUAAAAUUAUUAUCGCUGUUAUUGCUACAAUCAUUGCUACAAUCUCAGGACAAUAUUACUAUGCUCCAAGUUAUGUUCCAAGUUAUGCUUAUGCCAGUUACUAUCCUUAUGCUGCUCCAGUUGCUACAUAUGCAUCAGUAGCUGCUCCAGCACCAGUUGUUGCAGCACCCGUCGUACCAUCAGCUUUUGCUCCAUUAGCAUAUGCUUUAGGAAGUAAUAAAGGAAAAAAUGAUACAGAAGCACCAAAAGUUCAAGAAAAUGUUAAACUUACAAAUUAA
Molecule: messenger RNA, 285 nt
Organism: Strongyloides ratti
Lineage: Eukaryota; Metazoa; Nematoda; Chromadorea; Rhabditida; Strongyloididae
Exons: 2
Coding region: 1-285 (94 amino acids)
Source: RefSeq, a predicted model, not a curated record